Messenger RNA from Theileria parva strain Muguga, 1169 nucleotides. It is a transcript of the gene ttc4, whose product is annotated as Tetratricopeptide repeat family protein. The coding region runs from base 69 to 1151 and encodes 360 amino acids. The transcript is spliced from 9 exons. Gene Ontology annotation, molecular function: protein binding. The record is from RefSeq and is a predicted model, not a curated record. NCBI's taxonomy places the organism in Eukaryota, Apicomplexa, Aconoidasida, Piroplasmida, Theileriidae.
UUUUAAUAAAUAUAUAUUUUACAUGUUUUUAUAGUCGGUUUUAUUUUUUCAUAAAAUGUAGUUUUAAAAUGAGGAUUGAUGACGAGGAUUACGACAUUUCUGACGAGUUUCUCAGGGAACUCACGGAAAAGUACUCUGAUAUCAAUCAUCCCCUUUUUAUGGACGAACUUCCAAAUGAUAUAUCGUCAAACUCGGAUUUAGAAGCCUUACACAAGCUGUUGUCGGAGGGUGAAACCAGAGAUUCCAUAGCGAAAAAGUACAAAGAAGUUGGAAACGGGUAUGUUAGUGAGGGUAGAAGGUACUACGAGGCGGCAAUCUCAAGUUACACAGAUGGGAUUGCGGCGGAGAGCAAAGAUAACGUUUUAAACUCACAACUGUACUCUAACAGAGCUUUAGUUUAUUUGAGAUUGGAUGAUUAUGUGAAGUGUGUAAAUGAUUGUCGGCGGAGCAUAACCUAUGACGUUUACAACUAUAAAUCGUACUACAGAGGAGCCAUAGCCUCCUACAAACUUUCACUUUACAAGCAGGCGCUCCUCUUCUGCAAUGAGUGUGCAAAGGCAAUAACCCUGGAUCCAGAAAUUAAGGUGUUUGAAAGUGAAAAGAAUGAUAACUAUAAACUCCUCUGCAUAAUUGAUGAUAAAUUCGGUUCCUUCUACAAAAAGAUUCUGGCAAAGUACGACGAGUUUGAGAAGGAAAAGAACCGUAUCAGGCAAAACCAGGAAAAGGAGAAGGAGAAGAAAAAACUUGCUGAGGACGCGGCUAAGGAGUUUUUAAAAUUAAAAGGCUUAAAACUAUGUGAUAAUCUUUUUCAAAUCCCAGAAUCUCAAACUGUGGUCUUCUACCUCAAAGACAAUGUAAUUCACACAUCGUGUCUGUUUGUGUAUGACCAGGUGAAUAUGAGUGACUACAUCCAGGACUUUGACUAUAACUCGAGUAUUUCUGACCAUCUAGACGUGAUGUUCGGAGAAGAUGAUCAAUUCUCCAGCAGUAAUUCACUUUCCUUCUACCAGGUUUCACCCGACGAGGUCAUGAAGUUUGAUUUGCAUGCACCCCUGGAAGAAGUUGCACUCAAGUCGGGCUUCAUUUUCAAGGUUCCCGUUGUACAUAUAGUAACUGAUGAGGACGCAUUAACUGAGUUUACAAAGAUCUAAAUCUACUUUUACUCUUUA